Messenger RNA from Cynara cardunculus var. scolymus (artichoke), 1015 nucleotides. RefSeq names its product F-box protein At2g39490-like. The transcript is spliced from 4 exons. Bases 11 to 1015 code for a protein of 334 amino acids. Lineage: Eukaryota; Viridiplantae; Streptophyta; Magnoliopsida; Asterales; Asteraceae. The record is from RefSeq and is a predicted model, not a curated record.
CAAUCCCGAUAUGGAAGAACAACAAGAGAACAACCCCAUUGAUGAAUGCUCCAGGUCGGAGAUCACCAAAUUACCAGAUGAAAUUCUUGCGGAUAUUCUUUCAAUCUACCCCUUGGAUUCUGGAUCAAAGUUCGUAGCUCUCCUCACAGGUUUGUGUAACAGAACUUGCAUCAAGUAUGGAGGACCAGCAGUCCAAGUUCAAGAUUUUGAAUCCGAAAUCAGAAAACAUUUCCUUAUGUUUGAUGAAAAUAAGCCUCUGAAAAGUCCCAGAAAGCUUGAAUUCCAUUUCAAUCGAGGGUUGAUCGUGACAGCAUCCAUCGGGUUGAAAAACAAACUCCAUCUUGAUUUCUCCAAAGGAAAUCAAGGUUACCCAAGGCAGUUUGGAUGGGAGAUUGUGCUCAACACCAUGGAUUUCGCCCAAUUUUCCCCAAAUCUUUUCUCUGUGAAAACCCUGAAAUUAACUUCGGUUAACUAUUUAACUUGUGAAUUGGUAUCCAAUUUGAUAAACAAGUUUCGGUAUGUUGAGUGUUUGAUCAUUGACAAGUGUGAUGGAUUGAGGUCUCUGAGAGUUGAAGGUCUUGCUAAGCUUACGACCCUCAUUGUUCGAGAUUGUUAUGAUCUUAAGUCGGUGUUUGUGGAGUCGUUGGAGCUCAAAUCUCUUCGAUAUCGCGGGCGUUUAUGCUGGUUUUCGUUCAAGAAUGUAAUGUAUUUGAAAGACGUGAUCUUGGAUUGUGAAGGUCCAGGGUUCAAACACUUGAACCACCAGCUCUAUGAUCCGCUUUUACGAGCUAUUCGAGAUGUCAAGGUGCUUACACUCCGUGGAUGGAUGUUUAAGGAAGUAUUUGGACCAUGGCUGUUUUCAGAGGAACAUGAGGAACAUUUCAGAUUCAGCAGACUUGAGGACUUGUGGUGGAUUGAUAGCUGUAUGGAUGAUCAUAACAUCAACUGGUUGUUUUGUUUCUUGAAGUUUUGCACUUCCCUCAAGAGGUUGUUCAUAACUGGCAUGUUAGAAUAG